This is a messenger RNA of Oncorhynchus nerka (sockeye salmon), 1346 nucleotides long. RefSeq names its product V-type proton ATPase subunit S1-like protein. The transcript is spliced from 6 exons. The record is from RefSeq and is a predicted model, not a curated record. Bases 44 to 1084 code for a protein of 346 amino acids. Lineage: Eukaryota; Metazoa; Chordata; Actinopteri; Salmoniformes; Salmonidae.
UUGAAGGGGAGCUCACCAGCAGCAGUCUCCUCUCAUUGUCUCAAUGGCUGCACACGCAUUAUUCUUCUCUGCCUUGCUGUCUGCCCUCAGCCAGCCCACCCUGUCCUUAGAUCAAGUGCCUGCACUCCUGGAGAGAAGCACAGAAGAGGACUAUGUUACCGAGGUUCCAUACCCAGCUGGGAGAAUCAGAGCGGGUGGUCUUGAUGGAAUGAGCUUGGAGACUCAGGGUUAUGUGCCCACUAAAGAAACCCCACUCAGAAGAUUACUGAAGCUGCAUGGCUGGCACCUCCUCAGCCAGCAUGGCCAUGGCAAGGGCAAGAGAAAGCUGCUCCAGUCCCCCAUCUACGGGCCCUACUCUCCCCUGAGCGUGGCCUACAAUGGCAAGACCUGCAUCCUUUUCAGGGCCAAGCGCCUGGCCAUCCGCUACCAGAACCACACAUUCGUAGACCUGACGGAGAGGACCUUUGGACCCAACGCCCCCGUGGACACCAAGGGUUCCAUCUGCACCAAGGAGAAGGCUACGCUCUCGCUAAAGUUUGGAGAUGUGGAGGAUCUCAGGGGACUUGUUAUCAGACUGCAGAUGUCCAACAUUUUCUACGAGUCAGCAGGGCAGAACUGGUUCACCUUAGACAGCGUCCACAUCCACUACAAUUGGACCCAUGAAGCUACGUUCAACGCCAGUGAGGUGUACUCCCCCGCCACCUCCUCCUACCACUGCCAGCAUGUCAGCAGUCAGCACAAAUAUGACACCCUUCUGGUGCCCAGCUCACACACCGACACCUCAGCUAACUGGCACAUCACGUUUACUGACUUCCAGAUCCAGGCGUUCAACGUCAUGUCUGAUAAGUUUGCGUCUGCCAGCGACUGUGCCAACUUCCUGACCCCAGCCAUCCUGAUGGGCCUGGUGACCUCUCUGAUCCUGCUGUUGGUCCUGGCCUACGCUCUGCACAUGGUGGUCCACCUCAAACACAUUGACCGCUACGAGGAACAGAAAGCUAUGGUGUACUUCCCACGCAGGCUGAGCAAAGCUCUAGAAUGCAGAGCCUCACAGCAGUGCGAGUUACCUGACAAGAACUGCCUGUGAGAGAUGGAGGAAGAAAGAGUGAGAAGAUGAAGAGGGGGGAUGCUGCCAAAUGCAAGAGUGAGAAGUUAAAGAGGGGGGAUGCUGCCAAAUGCAAGAGUGAGAAGUUAAAGAGGGGGGAUGCUGCCAAAUGCAAGAGUGAGAAGUUAAAGAGGGGUGAUGCUGCCAAAUGCAAGAGUGAGAAGAUGAAGAGGGGGGAUGCUGCCAAAUGCAAGAGUGAGAAGAUGAAGAGGGCGGAUGCUGCCAAAUGCAAGAGUGAGAAGAU